This is a messenger RNA of Pteropus alecto (black flying fox), 3007 nucleotides long. RefSeq names its product regulation of nuclear pre-mRNA domain containing 1B (gene RPRD1B). The transcript is spliced from 7 exons. Gene Ontology annotation, molecular function: RNA polymerase II C-terminal domain binding. The coding region runs from base 371 to 1351 and encodes 326 amino acids. The record is from RefSeq and is a predicted model, not a curated record. Gene Ontology annotation, biological process: mRNA 3'-end processing. Gene Ontology annotation, cellular component: RNA polymerase II, holoenzyme. Lineage: Eukaryota; Metazoa; Chordata; Mammalia; Chiroptera; Pteropodidae.
GUCCCCGAAUUGCGUUCCUUUCUGGGUCUGUCGCUUUCGACGUGCCUUGAGCGACGUCUAGAGAGGCCGCCAUCACUGCGGGGGCAUUUUUCUAUACCUCUUACGGCUCCCGGUGUCCAGAUACUUCGGCCCUUGCCCUUUGACCCUGCUCUCGCAACGGGGUGAGAGGUCGGUGGCCAUCUUGUGGCAGCGGCGCGGGCGGCUGUUACUGCGGAGACCCAUCCCCUCCCCCUGCGUUGUCUGCCUGGCGGUCUGUCAGUCACUAAAGAGUCCCCCAGGCCGUCAGGUGAGGCCCCGGCCUCGUGCUGUCGCUCUUCCCGCCGCACUGGGCGGCCCAGGCCGCUCCCUGCCGGGCCUCGCCGCCGCCACCAUGUCCUCCUUUUCGGAGUCGGCACUGGAGAAGAAGCUCUCGGAGCUGAGCAACUCUCAGCAGAGCGUGCAGACCCUGUCCCUGUGGCUCAUCCACCACCGCAAGCACGCGGGACCUAUCGUCUCGGUGUGGCACCGCGAGCUCCGCAAAGCCAAAUCAAAUAGAAAGCUUACUUUUCUGUACUUAGCAAAUGAUGUCAUCCAAAACAGUAAAAGGAAAGGACCUGAAUUCACUAGAGAAUUUGAAUCUGUCCUUGUGGAUGCUUUUUCUCAUGUUGCCAGAGAGGCAGAUGAAGGCUGUAAAAAACCUUUAGAAAGAUUGCUGAACAUCUGGCAAGAAAGAAGUGUGUAUGGCGGCGAGUUCAUACAGCAACUGAAGCUGUCUAUGGAGGACUCCAAGAGCCCUCCCCCCAAAGCAACAGAGGAGAAGAAAUCUCUGAAGCGGACUUUUCAACAGAUACAAGAGGAGGAAGAUGACGACUACCCUGGAAGCUACUCUCCCCAAGAUCCUUCUGCAGGACCCCUCUUGACUGAAGAACUAAUCAAAGCUUUACAGGACCUCGAAAAUGCUGCAUCAGGGGAUGCUACUGUCCGUCAGAAAAUUGCUUCUUUGCCCCAGGAAGUACAAGAUGUUUCUCUAUUGGAAAAAAUAACAGACAAAGAGGCAGCUGAACGUCUUUCAAAAACAGUAGAUGAAGCAUGUCUGUUACUAGCAGAAUAUAACGGGCGCCUGGCAGCAGAACUUGAAGACCGGCGCCAGCUGGCUCGGAUGUUGGUGGAGUAUACCCAGAACCAGAAAGAUGUUUUGUCAGAAAAGGAGAAAAAACUAGAAGAAUAUAAACAGAAGCUUGCUCGGGUAACCCAGGUCCGUAAGGAACUGAAGUCUCAUAUUCAGAGCUUGCCAGACCUCUCAUUGCUGCCCAACGUCACAGGGGGCUUGGCCCCUCUACCCUCCGCUGGUGACCUGUUUUCUACUGACUAGGACAGGUGUUACGCCCAGAUUCCCAUCUCUACCAGCAGAAAAGAGGGCGAGUCAUGGUUGGAAAUAACCUUAUAGCCCCUGGUUCUAUCCCUCCUUCCGCCCGGCCCCCCAACCUCCCAGCCUCAAGAAAGAACCGCAGACUCUGAUUUUCCUCUCCGGCCUCUCAUGUUGAGCACAAUUCAGAAAAGUGGCAAGUGGAAUCCAGUUUCGAGUGAUAUUUGGAAAAAAUACAAACUUUAUGUUUUUAUGCCACUGUUGAUUUUCCAUUCUUAGUUCUCUCUUUACAUCCAAGAAGUUAUGAAAAUCAUGUGUAUUCUGGAAGCUUUCAGAAGAAUCUCAUCCCUGAUGACAGCACUGUGUCAUGAAAGCAGCUUCUCCCAUCUGAGCAGGGCUUGUUCAGGCUCAGUACAGGCCUCCCCGAGGAACUCGCUCUGGGGUCGUUGGCUUUCCUGACUCCCAUCCAUCCACCCCUGAGGUCGGAGGCGCACCUGUGGAGCAGUUUCGCCAUCAGGAGUUUGUCAAAUCUGAUUCUCCCUCACCACUACUUCUGGCGAUGUGUAGUCAAAGGUUAGGUGCAUUUGUCUUGUGAGCAGACUAGAGAAUCUAGCAAUAAGAUUCAAAGCUGAUCUGGGGCAUACAGUCAUAGUUCAGAGAGUAACAGGGAUCAGAAAUGUGAGUUAAAAAUAAGUUAUUCACUUCAGGUUCCUACAAACAACCUUCCCAGGCUACACUUAUAAAGGGUCCCACCCACUGUCAUAGAGCACGUUCCUAAAAACAUGAUCCUUUGACCACAAUUGGUCGGGAAGGUGGUUGUUAGAAAUGGCACUUGUGGGCCCCAAAAGCUAAAGGCAUACCGAGAGUCUGGGCUUUGCGUGGAUAUUGCUUUGACCCUUUCUCUUGGGAAGUAGGGCACGCGCUAACAUUUAAUUCACUGUGUGGGCACAUGUCCUCAGUAUGGUGACUAAACUUGAAUAUCUCCCUUGCAAAUAUGACACUGUGCAUGUUCCUCUGCCCAUCAGUUCACGCCACUGCACAUUUCCUUGUACCUGUAGGAGGAUGAGUCCUUUGUAUCAGAUGUUAUUGAAUAGCUCAUCUUGGGCAAGGGAAGGGGGCAGUCGGGGAUAUUAAUUUUGGGUUUUAAUUAUAUUAUCAUGCCAGCUGACAUUAGGACUACAUGAUGUAGUUAGGAUUUUUACCUUGCUUUUAGUAAAGGUUAGGCCUGCUAACUGUAAAUCAUUCUAAUUUGACAGGCUUAUUUUUGACAUUGGAAAGGGCAGAAAACGAUUUGCCCCAGUAGUGUAAUAGGAAUUAUAGCCCAGAGGCUGAAAUCCAAAAGCUGUAAAAGGAUUCAGUUGGGGCAGCGGGAGGUGGGGCGGGGGGGAGGGGUGGCACCUUCAGAAUCUUCCUUAUUUUGAGUUGCUAUUUUCAGGUUUACCAAAAAGGCAAUUACAUGUAAUUUUACAUGUUAAACAUGUUAAAACAUAACCUAUGUUUUUAAAAGUGUAACAGGCUGUCCUUGGAUGAGCCCUCCAGCCUGCUGUGAAGGGAGAACAAUGGAAAGUCAUAGGUUUUCAGUUUAACUCUCUGUUGAACCUAGUAGCAUUUAAGCUACUUUUCAGAUUCUAAUACAGACUGUGCGUUGUUUGCUUAUUGACA